Messenger RNA from Aspergillus calidoustus, 1284 nucleotides. Lineage: Eukaryota; Fungi; Ascomycota; Eurotiomycetes; Eurotiales; Aspergillaceae. The record is from the annotation of a GenBank genome assembly.
AUGGCUUCCCCAACUCGCCAAAAACCGGAGAGCAUCUCCAUAAGCCCCCUCCUCAAGAAGCUUGCCUACCCCGCGUCCGAGGUCGCCGUCGAAGCCUCGGAAAUCGCGUCGGCGUUCGCAUUGAUCUUCGAAGACCGUCUCUCCGAUGUCCAGACCGCAGCUCUUCUUACACUGCUGCAUUCGACUCAGCUUGACAAACAUCCCGAAGUCAUUGCGAAAUGUUCUUAUCGGAUGCGGGAGGCCGCUCGCCAAACAGACAAAGCCGCUUUGCAAAAGGCGAUUCAAUCUCGCGGAAAAUCAGAAGGAAAGUACAGAGGUGGUCUGUGCGACAUUGUUGGAACAGGCGGUGAUUCACAUUCUACCUUUAACAUCUCAACAACCUCAUCUAUUCUCGCCUCCCCCCUCCUUGUCGUCGCCAAGCACGGAAACCGCGCGCAAACUUCCUUCUCUGGCUCAGCAGACGUGCUCCAGGCUGUCACCCCUAUCCCUCCCAAGAUCACCGCUGUCAACGCCGAGAAUCUCAGCCAGGUCUUCGCCGCUUCCAAUUACUCUUUCCUUUUCGCCCCUAACUUCCACUGUGGUAUGCUGUAUGCAGAGCCCGUGCGUCGGCAGCUCGGACUACGAACAAUCUUCAAUCUUAUGGGUCCCCUUGCAAACCCCGUUGACUGGGCGAUUGAAGCACGCGUUGUCGGUGUAGCCUACCAAGCCCUUGGACCCGUCUUCGUAGAGGCUUUACGUCAGAACGGAGCCAAGAAGGCCCUGGUCGUCUGCGGUGAGGAAGAUUUGGACGAGAUUAGCUGUGCUGGGAAGACAAACUGCUGGCAGCUCACCGAGGAACCGAACCCGGAUUUCGAUGAAUCACGAGCAGACGAGGAAGAGUAUGUGGAAGAGGUUCCACGGACGAUCGCCAAGUUUGACCAGUUCUCAAUAUGCCCGGCUGAUUUUGGACUACCAAGCUAUCCCCUCACUGAGGUCUACGGCAGGAAAAUGCCCAAAGAUAAUGCGGCUAAGCUUAUGCAGAUCCUGCGAAACGAGCUACCCCGGGAUGACCCAAUCCUGAGCUUCGUGCUUAUGAACGUGGCCGCUCUCUUGGUUACAUCAGGAAUCUGCGAAUCAGACAACUCCAACAUGGGCCCUGGCGAUGAUGGUCAGGUGGUGACGGAGCGCGGCCCUGGAGGUGGCCGCUGGAAGGAGGGUGUCCGCCGUGCGCGCUGGGCAAUCGAGAGCGGCUCCGCUCUCAGAUGUUUCGAACAGUUCAUUGAAGUGUCAAACAACCUUCAAUAG